This is a messenger RNA of Siniperca chuatsi (mandarin fish), 10473 nucleotides long. RefSeq lists its product as uncharacterized. Gene Ontology annotation, biological process: cell-cell junction assembly; homophilic cell-cell adhesion; cell morphogenesis. Gene Ontology annotation, cellular component: adherens junction; plasma membrane; catenin complex. The record is from RefSeq and is a predicted model, not a curated record. NCBI's taxonomy places the organism in Eukaryota, Metazoa, Chordata, Actinopteri, Centrarchiformes, Sinipercidae. Gene Ontology annotation, molecular function: calcium ion binding; cadherin binding.
GCGAUAACAGCGUUUGUCCUUCUUGGACUCAGUUUUGUGACUGGCUGACGGGCAGAGCGGGCGACGGACGAAGAAACUUGAGACAAUCACACCGUGAUCCGACAUUCAGAGCAAUCCAUUUCCCUCUGAAAGUGACACUUUAAAAGGUUGAUAGCUCUUUGGCCAAGUCUUAGAGCCUCAGAUCGAUGGUUGGCAGAGAGCGGCGUUGAGGUACAGCGCGUGUCUCGCGUCUCCAGACACGGGAAUUGAAGUCAACACACCAGGGUGUUCAACCCUCCGUGGGAAACUGAAUGAGACGCUUCGCAAGAGAAGUGGGAAAAAAACAGCAGAGAGAGGCUUGGUGAGAUAGAGGAAGAUAUAAGGCACCGUGAAAAAAAAAAAAAGGGAGAAGGAGUGACUGACACCUGCCCUUCAGCUCAGUGUGAAGGGCACAGAAUGGGAGAGUGAGAGGAGGGGCAUGAAAAGAGGGAAAACAGAAGAGAGAAUGAAGACAACCGGAAAACAAGGCCUGCCUCAAAGCAAACCUCGCUCAAAUUAGGACAUCUCGCCACAAGACAAGAUGAUUACAAGAAAUCUGCUCCUAUUGGUUUCCCUGUGCCUGUGGGAGGGGCUUGUGGGAGGUGCCACGGCCAGUAUGAUUGUACGGAGAAGAGGAGUGGGCGGAUCGCACAUAGUGAAGCUAGGGGACAGCAGAGCUGCGGACCAAUGGGAUGCAAGCGUGGAUGCGAAUGCAAUGCCCGUGGUGACUCUUAGAAACCUGAUUAGUCAUGAGCAGGCGGGUGACACUGGAUCUUUCUCUUAUUCCAAAAUAUUGCAGAAUCGUGCUGCUCCGUCAGUAGCUAACAAGGAGAGGCAAGCUUUCAAACCCAAACGUGAGGUUGACUCUGUCAGUAAAAAAGAAGUGACUCCGCACAUAUUAGCCAAUAACAAGGAGUUAAACCAGGACGUGAAGAAAGUUAAGAACAACACCAAGAAUGCUGAGACUUCUACCAAAACAGGAAGGCCAGAGAAAACAUUCACAAUCCAUUAUAAACCAGAUCUUCACACCAAUAGAACAAGGUUUAAAUCAGGAUCUAGAGCCAGGAGCAGACCUGAUUUGAAUGUCCAUACUACAGGUGUGCCAGGAAAAGGAUUCAGUAUAGAUUCAAACCGAAAGCUGAACCUCACUGGCAGUUAUGGGGUUCUCAAGCUGCUGUCAAAAGAGAACCUAGUCAGGAUCGUCAAUUCCCAAAUGCAGAAUGUUCCAAGCCUGAGCUUUCCGAGCAAGGGCAGCCGGAGCAGGAAGAGAGAUUUGAUUGACGUUAAUCACAGACAGUUAGAGGCUCAGAAAGUGCAGAGACAAGAUAUGGCUGUCACUCAGUUUCACACUGGAUUUGAUAAUCAGACUGCAUUUCCUUAUGUAAGCCCAGUCACCACUACAGAUCUUAAUCGAGAUCAGGGCGCCAACACACGUGUUAAUCCACUAAGUGAAGUCAGCCCAGCUUUAAGUAAAGGGCAGGGCAACUUUGGAAUGCAGGGUUCAGAUAAUGGCGACAGCAAAAGCAAACACCUCCUCCGUUUACUGUCAACACCUCACAGCGAGGUCAGUCUCAGCCCCGGGAAGGAAGUAAUAAUCAGCCAAACAGAACCGCCAUUUACAUCGACAAAACAUUUCCCACUUUAUGUUCCCUCUGAAACAAAUGAUUCUCCACCGUCUGUGCUGACAAUGAAACCCCUGGGAGUAAGGCCGGGGAACAGAGCAGCAGAUUCCCAUAGAGACCCAUUAACAGAGUCAGUUCACACUGCUCAAACAGAACUCAGCACAGCUCAGUACCCUGCAGAUGAAGACAACAAACUUGUCAACAGCAGUCAUGUCCUGAGGCUCCACCCAGCUCCCGAAUGGAGCCACGAUACAAAAGACGCUGGGAUGCAAGCUGUCGAUCCAGAAAAUGGGAAGGGCCUUGUGUUUGAAGAAGCAGAGUCAGAGGUGGAAGAGGAGGUGCGUGACCGACUGGAAAGAAAGGGGUCGCGCUCUCGCAGCAGGAGGAGCUGGAUCUGGAACCAGUUCUUUGUGAUUGAAGAAUAUGCCGGGCCAGAACCUGUGCUCAUCGGACGGCUCCACACCGACAUGGACAGGAAUGAUGGACGCACGAAGUAUGUACUGCGAGGCGAGGGGGCGGGAUCGGUCUUUGUGAUAGAUGAGAAGACUGGUAACAUCCACGUCACCAAGCCACUGGACCGUGAGGAGAAGGACGAGUACCGUCUCGUCGCCACAGCUACCGACAGGCAAACGGACCGUGCCCUGGAGCCCUCGUCACAGUUCAUAAUUCGGGUGCAGGACAUCAACGACAACCCGCCUAUCUUUGACGAAGGCCCCUACAGCGCCAUCGUGCCUGAGAUGGCAAAUAUAGGCACGUCUAUAAUCCAGGUGACAGCGACAGAUGCUGAUGACCCGACUUAUGGGAACAGCGCCAGGCUAGUGUACACACUGGUGCAGGGCCAACAGUACUUCUCUGUCGAUCCCCAGACAGGUAUUCUGCGCACGGCUGUACCCGACAUGGACAGGGAGACCCAGGACCAGUACCUGGUGGUGCUUCAGGCUAAAGACAUGGGGGGGCACCUGGGUGGAUUAUCUGGGACCACCACCGUCACUGUCAGGCUCACUGACGUCAACGACAACCCUCCACGCUUCACCCAGAGUAUAUGGUCCUUCUCUGUUUCUGAGCUGGCCAUCCCGGGGGCUGAGAUAGGGCGUAUCUCUGCAACUGACGCCGACCGUGAGAACGCCAGGCUGGAAUAUACCAUCCUGGAGGGGGAGACCGGAGACACGUUCAACAUCACGGGAGUGAACCAAGAGGCGGUCAUCACGCUCAACAAGGCGGUAGACUAUGAGAGCCGGAGCUCGUACUCCUUCUCUGUGGAGGUCCUCAACCCCAUAGUGGAUCCUCGCUUCUUGCGUCGAGGCCCCUUCAAGGACCGGGCCUCCAUCAGAGUAGCAGUGCUGGAUGCAGACGAGCCUCCAAGGUUCUCCCGAGCCCGAUACCACAUGGACGUAUCUGAAAACUGCCCGCCAGCCUGCACUGUGGGCCGGGUCAGCGCUGUAGACCCUGAUACUGGUCUUACCAAUAAUAUCAGGUUCUCCAUUGAUCCUCAGUCAGACCCAGAGGCUCUGUUUCGUAUCACCCCAGACACUGGCCUCAUCAUGACAGCCAUGGAACUAGAUCGGGAACGCGAGCAUUGGCACAACAUUACUGUCAUCGCGACCCAGAGAGACAAUCCCAGCCAGGUGUCCAGAGCUCUGGUUGCAAUAGAGACAUUAGACCUGAAUGACAAUGCACCCGAGCUGGACAGGCAAUACACAACGGCCAUGUGCGACUCAUCGACCAUCGGGCAGGUGGUGCAGGUGUUGCGGGCGAUUGAUAGAGAUGAGGGAGGGAAUGACAGCACUGUGUAUUUCAGCAUCCCUCCGGAGUCCAGCGCUGCCCUCAACUUCAGCGUCAGGGAUAGUGGUGGCCCCACGGGCAGCCUGGUGCUCCUGUCCCAGCUCCAGCCGCUGUCCCGCUCCCAAUCCUCCACACUGACGCUCUACGUGCCGCUGGUCCUGAGGGAUGGGACGUCAGGCCUCACCAGCACCGGGACAGUCACCGUGUCGGUCUGUCCCUGCCUGAGAGGAGGGGCACGGGCCGGGGAGAAAGACAAGGACAAACAGGCCGAGGGCGAGUGGGACUGGGAAAGAGAGGCGGUGUGUCUCCCUCAGCAGUCCACACUGCCUUCCCCUGGGCUCAGUACCGCUGCCCUGCUGGCUAUCCUGGCUUGUGUCGCUACGCUAUUGGCUGUGAGUGCCCUUUCAUUGUCGUUGCGCCGUCAGAAGCGCGACUCCCUGUCACCGCUGGAGGAGGACGACGUACGUGAGAACAUCAUAACGUAUGAUGAUGAGGGCGGGGGCGAGGCCGACACCGCUGCCUUUGACAUUGCCGCACUCCAGAGUGCCCCGCACAGCUCUCGCUCACAUGGCUAUCGCACACUGGACAGCAGGAAUGUACGUUACGCCCAUCGUGGCCAAGACAAAACUCGCACCUAUAGCUGGGCUCAAAAUCCGGGUGUGGAUCACAACUACUCAGGACCAGGAGGACCUCUCUAUGGUCGCCUCUGUUACAGCAGCCACACCUUACCCGUUCUCCGCCGCACACCAGGGGGGACAUUUGAACCAGGCCUGGCAGAGCUGGGAUACCGCUUUCCUGGAGGCCAGCCAGACCACUCUCUGGUCAUCCAGAACCAGGGGGCCAUGGUAGGGCCCAUGGAGUCUGGGGCGGUGUACAUAGCUCCCACGGACCACAGCACAGGAAGCCGAACGGGGAGCCGCACGGGAAGCCGUGACGGGACCGCACCCCAAAGUGGGGUGAGCACGUCGGAUGGAGGAACGCCGAGGACCAGUGACAGCCAGGAGAGAGGAGGAGGGACAGGAACUGCAAGCAACUGUACAGAGGGAAGCAGUGAGGACAAAGGGAACCACAGUCAAGAUGUGGACUGGUACCACACCCUACCCCAGCCCCGAACUGAAACCACUCGUGCUCGCCUACGUUCCCUCCAGGUGCAGUCGGAGACAUUACCCAGAGAACACAACCUCGUCAUGACCCGAUCUGGCUCCAUGAUGGGCCAGGGUCACGGUGCAGGAGGCUGGGUGUGCGACUCGGCUACCCUCCCCAUGGCGGGACGCAGGGCCUCCCGCGCCGGCUUGUCCCCAAAACGCACGAGCUCUGGCCAGGCUGAAUCUGACUCAAGCGGAGGAGGAGGAGGAGGAGGAGGAGGAGGAGGAGGAGGCAGUGGAGGAGGAGGAGGAGGAGGGGGAAGUGGAGGUGGAAAUGGGGGCACCUCCACAGAUGGACAACAGCAACCUGCCAGUGGACGCAACUACGCCACUGUCCUGCAGGGGGAGGUGUCUGGACAGAGGGACUACCCCGGCAGCUUGGGGAGAGGAGGACUGGAGAUGGGGAGCAACUUUGUGGUAGCGAGGCCAGACAGGGAGGGCGGAGGGAUAUCAUCUGUCUACCCAGAAGCAGCUGGCUUUAUUGGGGACUGGCGUGAUCGGGUGGGUCUGGGGGGGUAUGUUUUGGGCAGAAGGGAUAUGACCCCCCAGAUUUUUCCCUUCCCAGGGCAGCCUCGAGGAGCAUACGGCGGGGUGAUGGGCUUUGGGGCCGGUUGGGUUCCAGGAAUGGAGGCUGUGAGAGGAGCACCAGGGCCUGGGGGUCCCUCCUUGGCACUGAGGGUGGGCGAGUUCCUACGUCUGCGUCUUGCCCAGGUCACUUUUGACCCAUCACAGCCACCGUACGACUCUGUGCAGGUGUACGGCCUGGAGGGCACAGGGUCCCGGGCUGGAUCCCUCAGCUCCCUCGAGAGUGAAGGAGAGAAGGAUGCAGAGAAGGAGGAGUGGGGGGCAGGGCUGGAAGAGUGGGGUCCCCAGUUCCAGAAAUUAGCCCAACUCUUCAAAGAAAGGGAGAAAGAGAGGGAAGAGAAGGAAAAAGUUGAAGAUGGUGCCAAAAAGGAGAAGGAAAAGAAAGAAGAUCCAGAGAAGAAAGAGAAAAAAGAGGGAGGAGCGCAGGCUGGAGAAGAGGGCAAAGACUGAGGAAGGAUACAAUGAAACAAAUAGGGGCAAAGGGGGUAAGAGAGGAAGGGAGGGAAUAGGAGGAUGAUGAAAAGACAACCAGAGCUAGAAUAAUGUGAAGAGAAGUUAAAGGCGAGAAAGAUGAAGAGGCAAAGUAAUAAAAAGAGACAGAGAAAAAUGAGCCUAGGGAGGAUGGAGAAUGCGAGGGCAGGGGAGGGAGUGAUUGAUGUAAUUUAAAGCAAUAAGUGUUGAAACGCUGAUAUGGUUGAGCACAGAUACUGAGACAAUGCAGAGGCUGCUUCUGCUCGGGGCAGCAACAAUUUGUUAAACGCUUUGGACAAAGAAAAACAACCCAAACAUCCAAGACUCGAUUUAAUUCAACUCUCACGUAUGGAAUGAGAAACAGCAGGAAACAAGAAGGAAGACGUUUCUCCUUGCGUGUGUUGGUCUGCACUUUGUGUCUGCAUGUGUGUUUGUGUGUGAGCGAAGUCUGUGAGAGAACAAGGAUGUGCAAGAAAGAGUGCAUGUAGGCACUUGUAUAUGUGUGCAUAUUUAACACAGACGGAGCAAGAGUGGCAGGGAGAAAUAAUGAUACCCAGAGACAAUUUAAAGAUGAGACUGAUGACUGAUGAUACAUGAGCUGCAACAUUAGUUUUCGGGACAAGAGUAAACAUAUAACAAAGAAGUUUAGAAACUAGGAUAACACACAGGGGAUAAAAUAUAUAUUUGAAUAUAAAGUGAACGGGACGGGGGAUAGAUGUAUAGAGAGAGAAAUGGUCGGGAAAGUGAGACGAUUGUACAGAAAAAUGUUACUUUUUAUUCCAUCUGCAGUGGCAGAAAAGUGAAUUAUUCAGCUCACUACUUCAUUCCAAAUGAAAAUGAUGAAUCAUUUAAAUCCUGCAAAAGAUUCUCCCUCCUCUCAGCCCACAAGGAAAACAGACAUUGUGAAAAAUUUAAAUGAUUUAGGGAUGCGAUCCCCCACUCCCCGACCCCUCUCAUCCCUCCAGCUUUUUGUAGUUGAGUGUUGAUAUGUUUACAAAGAUUCACACACAAACACACAGACACAAAAGAACUGAUGAACACCAUAAGGCUUUGAUUGUACUACAGUAAAUUAUAAAAGCAAAACCAUCCACAAUCUACUAUAUGGAGUAAUGACUCUAUUAUUGAUCUCUUAAAUGUUUUUAUGGAAGAAGUCUCCUAUUUUUUAUGCGUAUCCCCCCCUGUAGUCUCACUUGACACGUCUUGAGGACAAAGUAUGCAUGAUUUUUGAAAACAACAAAAAACCUAAAAAGGCAAUCAAUUCCACUUUGAACACUCAUACUGCCCAAAUGAAAAUUCCCAUAGAUCUCUGUAAUGAAAUUAUAGGGGAACAACACCACAGAGACUCCCGUGACAGGCUUUUUGUUCUUGUUAAAGGUCAGGAUGCAAAUGAGCUGGAGUUUUCAGCUGGAAUGCACUUUUAUACUGUGUGAUGUUCAAUAAUAGAUUAUGAAUAAUGUCAAAGAUUCCAGUUGUUUUAUAAGAUGUCAAUUAAACAAAAAGAUACAAUGUCUGACUGUAUGUAAAAGCAUUUCAAAUGUAAAUACUGCUGAAUAUUAUUGCUAAAAGAGAGUAUAUAAAAUGAAAAAUAAGUUUAAAAAAAUCUAAAACAGGACUUACAUGUCCAAAUGGAGCACUGUUGGGACUAUCUGUAUGUACUGUAGAUUAGAAAUGGAUUAACUGAGCUGGACGUAACAGCCUCCUGGACUGAAAAUAACACCAUGUAUUCAACAUCUACGUAGUAAGUGAACAGGUUUGGGUUUGUUUUGUGGUAGUGCUCGUCUGAGAUGGACAAGCCAAGGGUUCAAUUAUAUAUGUGGCCUCUGGCAGAAGGUUGUUGUGCAAAAUAUUAGUUACAGGAAGCCUCAGAAGUAGCCUGUCCCAGCGAGGAACCAAUUUGAUGAAAAUCCAAUGGAGUGAGGAGAAAUUCCCCUAAUAGGCAUACAACAACAAAAAAAAAACCAACAAUAUUUUCCCUAAAAUCUGGUUUGUUGUUCUGCAAAAGUAGAAUAAUAACACUGAAAUGGAAUUUGUAAUAUGUUUCAAGGACAACUCUGUCAUUAGUGUUGCACUGCCUGAGAGAUAUGAAUCAAAGUUUUAUAGACAGUUACAGUUAUUAUCUAGAAAUAUAAUUAAGUGUACAUUUAAGAGUAAGAUUUUUAAUGUGAGUAUGGGAAAGUGACUGUCCGUCAAAUUUCAUCAUUCAUGCAUUUCAGGCAAUUCAAUGACCGUAUUAAUAUUGCAUUUUGCUUUACCUUGACCACUACAUAUAUCUAAAGUCAAGUGAAUUCUCUAAUUUUGUGGAAUGAUAAUAAUGACUAAUAUUUGUUGAAUUUUCCUGACAAAGGCUUUACAGAGUUAUCUGAGUCCAGAGGGGAAUUUUGCCACAUACCCUAACCUGAAUGUCGACAUCUUUGGUGUGCCAUUGCAGAAAUGUCACCGUUUAUCACUGGUUCACUGUAAAGCCACCCACAUAAGUCAAGCUGCCAGCUUUGCUAGUGUCCACCAGUUUGGUCCACCAUAAUCUUGCUGUCAAGGUCUGCUACUGUCAACACUUACUUAACCAAUCAGGAAGUCAGGACUUCACACUGACCGAAAUGAAACCCAUAUACACCUCUGUACCCUUUACCUGAGCCACAGACUUGUCCAUACUGUGCUACUGUGCAGACUGGAUGGUAUCAGGACCAAUGUACAAAUACUGCACAAUAAAUGGAGAAGAGUGGGGGGUGCAGAACCUCAGAGGAGUUCUAAUUAAUUGUGGCUGUCAACAAUAGCUCAACACCCUAAAGCUACCUAAACGUCAGUGUAAUCCAAAGUGAAGGUAUAUGGGCUAUUAGACAUUUACAGUAAUAUACUGUGCGCCAAGUUUAAAGGAUAAUUCUGGUUUAUUACAACUUGGGUCUUAUUUUCAUAGUUUUUGCCAUUAUUUCUAUCAGUAAUAAUAACAUUGUACUCUGCAAGUUAAUUGCUGAGAUCUGGGACUGGGAAACAUUGCUUUAAGGGAAAUCCAUUGGGGCAAGAAACACAAGCUUACAGGUCUUAAACAGAAUAUUACUGAAACUGUCUGUUGUAAAAAUCUAUCAAGGUUUACAGACCAGCUUCCUGGUUCAAAUUUGGUCCACCGUACUUGCCAUUUCUAGGCAAUGAGGGAUUAUUACAAACAUUUUGAUCCCAUUUACACAACAGCUAAGUGUAAAUGCAUGAACUGAAAUCCGAUUGCUCCGCAUUAGUUGUUGAAAAGGUGUAAUUACAUCCAGAGCCUCUAAAACGCAUAGGUGAUUUUUACUCCUCAGUCAGUCUGUGGAAGUUGCCUCUACAGGAUCUGUCCUGUGACACUGAUAUUAGCCUGAUAUUAGCCAUUGUUCUCUCUGUCACAUUAAAGUAUGUGGGUGAGAGAACAUUGUUGGUUGAGGGAGCAGCGUGAAUGGGACCCCAUGAAGAUGAUCAAACUUUUGUCUCGCUCGUAGUCCAUAAACACAAUUCAUCCAUGAGUUUGUGUUAGCUUUGGAGAGUUGUUAACUAGCUAGCUAAGCUGUUAAUGUUGUAAGUAAACUUAAAGUGCAGAUGUUCUUCUUCUUCAUUUUUGGCAAUUACCAAACAGCUUCAGGUGUUCAGACCCUUGAAAAGACAAGUGUAAACUGAGUUCCAUAAACUGGUUUAGAUAAUCUUGCUAAAUACUGACUCUUUUCACAACCUAACAGGUUGUCUGACCCCUUGUCUUUCUUGCCCUAUCUGAUUAGUCAGGUGUGUACAACAUUAUCAUAACUGAUAGAAAUGAUGGUCAAAACUACAAAAACAAGUUGUUAUGAACCAGAAUUAUCCUUUAAACCUCAUCAAUAUUGGAGUGAAAUGCCAAAUAAUUUAGAAUGGGCAGAGUGAAGUGAUAUCUUGAAUGAUAAUUUCACUGGUACACCUAAAAUGACUGCCAAAGAACUUGGAACCAUUUUGUUAUGAGAAUAAGUAUUGUUGUAAAGAGCACUAAUGUGUUGAUUUGCCAACGCAUCAUCUGGCCAAUGUUUUCCUUAGCAUUUAUGUGGAAUGUGCCAACUUUCUUAGUCUCUCUGUCUCUCAACAAACAAAAAACUAUCCUCAUUUUCAUAACAGUAUUGCCAAUUCUGGGGCAGCCAUUGCAAAAGCAAUUAGCAUGGUAUACCAGUAAGUGACCUUUCUUGCCAUUCUAAUUACAUGGUUUAUUCCACAGUCUUGAUUGGCUCCAGGUGUUUCAUCUCUGCUGAUCGGUCUAAUUCAAAGUUCUGCUCUGGCUGAUUGGUCAAAAUCAAAGUGAUGAUUCUCCUGAUUUGUCUUAUUUCGGAGUUGUGGAGUGCUGCGCUGACUAAACCACUUGACAGAGCUGAUUAUCCCACCUCCUGAGCCCGGCAAAUUGGUUCAAUCAAAAGCGUGAUUAGUUGAAUCAGUUGUUUUAAAUAGAAUAAAAGCCUGCGGUAUCUGUAGCACUCCACAGCUCUUUUUCAGUCUUUAAAAUAGCUUAGAUGCACCAACCCACAAUGGCAGACUAAAGUGGUCCUGUCAGGCCAUUUGUCAAGUCCUCUGUCAAAGAACAACUCUAUAUACUGAGGAUAGUGAAGUCACUCUCAAAGGAUAAGAGCAGGUAUCUUAGCAUCUAGAAAUGUUGAUAUAUAGCUUAAGGGUGCAGGGUGAAGGUCAUGACAUCUGGCCUCAAGAGUCCUCUUGACCCCAAACAGAUAGACCCCAUUGGUUCUGUGCCCCCCAGUGACUUCAUUGCUCCCGCACGAUGUUGAUACAAUUCCACAAUUGCGUGCUGAACAAAGUGUAUUUAUUUCUGUUGUACUUUUUCUUUUUGUAAAUUUGAAUAAAAAAGGAACUAUUUCAAA